GGUUAGGUUAGGAUUGGGAGUAAGGGGGGAGCCCAUUUCCUGGCAUCCUGCAAUCGUUAGAGAGAAAAGGACAAAAAGAAGAGGACUGAGGAGAGAAUGGCAAAGGUGUUGAUGGACAAGGUGGUAUCCAAAUCCAAUUGCAUCCUCUCAAUUUCAAACACUAGAACCAUGGCAAGCUGCUCAACCUUCUGCCCUCCACUGCCCACUCGCUUCAGCACAUCUUCUCUCUCACCCAAACCUCAAUUCUUCGUCUCCUUCAAGGCUUUCUCUUCUCAAACACCCAAAGAUGAGUCUCCAAAACGUAUUGGCUUUCUGGGCCUUGGAAUCAUGGGUUCCCCAAUGGCACAAAAUCUUAUUAAAGCUGGAUGUGAUGUGACAGUUUGGAAUAGGACAAAGAGUAAAUGUGAUCCUCUCAUCUCCUUGGGUGCAAAAUAUAAGUCUUUGCCCGAGGAAGUGACAGCAUCCUGUGAUUUCACUUUUGCAAUGCUUGCUGAUCCCGAAAGUGCAGUGGAUGUUGCUUGUGGAAAACAUGGUGCUGCAAGUGGACUCAGUCCGGGAAAAGGUUAUGUCGAUGUCUCUACAGUUGACGGUUCCACUUCUAAACUCAUCAAUAAGCACAUUAAAGCUACUGGAGCUCUAUUUUUGGAGGCUCCAGUUUCAGGCUCUAAAAAGCCAGCCGAGGAUGGGCAGCUGAUAUUUCUUACUGCAGGUGACAGAUCGCUGUAUGAUAUGGUUGCAUCAGAGUUAGAUGUGAUGGGGAAGUCUAGAUUUUACCUCGGUGAAGUUGGUAAUGGAGCAGCAAUGAAAUUGGUUGUAAAUAUGAUCAUGGGAAGUAUGAUGGCAUCCUUUUCCGAAGGAUUGAUUCUCAGCGAGAAAGUAGGACUAGAUCCCAGCGUACUAGUCGAGGUUAUCUCACAAGGCGCCAUCAAUGCACCGAUGUACUCAAUGAAAGGUCCUUCAAUGGUGAAAUCGCUCUACCCUACUGCUUUUCCACUAAAGCACCAGCAAAAGGAUCUCCGGCUAGCUCUCGGGUUGGCUGAGUCGGUUUCCCAACCUACUCCCAUUGCAGCCGCUGCAAAUGAGCUUUACAAGGUAGCGAAAUCACACGGUCUGAGCGAUCAGGACUUCUCUGCAGUAAUCGAAGCCCUGAAAGUAAAACUACAAGAGAAAACAGAAAACUAGAAUCAGAGCUCUCUCUUUCAACUUCUUUUGAUCCUGUUACUAGCUUGAUUGCUGUAUAUCUGUACAAUGCACAAAAGAAUACUUGAUCUUGAGCCUACUGAGAGCUUAUAACCUUAUAAUUAACUCAUUCAUGGAGGUUGUACAAUAAAGUCUUCUGCUAUAUUCUUGAUUCAAUGAUUCCCCCCUGCAAA
This is a messenger RNA of Ipomoea triloba (trilobed morning glory), 1373 nucleotides long. Its product is annotated as glyoxylate/succinic semialdehyde reductase 2, chloroplastic. The transcript is spliced from 12 exons. NCBI's taxonomy places the organism in Eukaryota, Viridiplantae, Streptophyta, Magnoliopsida, Solanales, Convolvulaceae. Gene Ontology annotation, cellular component: chloroplast. The record is from RefSeq and is a predicted model, not a curated record. Gene Ontology annotation, molecular function: glyoxylate reductase (NADPH) activity; NADP binding; NAD binding. The coding region runs from base 97 to 1182 and encodes 361 amino acids.